GUGUGUGGCCUUCUCCCUGGUGGCCAGCAUGGGCAACGAGAGAGGGGCUAUAGGUAACUGGUGCCUAGCCAUCUGGUGCCUCUGUUUUGUUUCACCAUGACCGUCUUCAUCUCUAUGUUUGAGUGCUGCUACGACGACUACUUUCCUUUUUUCUGGUUCAAAUUUCCCAUCACCUUUGCCUGCUAUGCGGCCCUCCUCUGCCUCUCGACCUCCAUCAUCUACCCCGUCCUCUACGUCCAGUACCUGCCUGAUGGUCCUUCCCGAGACCGGGCCAUCGCUGCUUCUGCGUUCUCCUGCAUCACGUGCAUGCUCUAUGCCACAGAUGUGGCCUGCACAUGGAAAUACUACAAGCUGAGGAACAUCCCCUGCUAUGUGCACACCUUACCAGGCCUGCUAAAGAUUCUGGAGAGCGCUGUGGCCUGUGUCAUCUUUGUCUUCCUCAGCAACACCUCCCUGUACCUGCACCAGCCGGCCCUGAAGUGGUGCGUGGCCGUGUACUCCAUCUGCUUCGUCCAGGUAGCCGUGGCCACGCUGCUGAGGCUGAGGGGCUGGGAGAACAGACUGCCCCUCCGGCUCCCCAUUUUCCAUCUGGGGCAGACCCUGUUCUCAGUCCUCCUCUAUGUCAGCGCUUGGUCCUCUGGCCACUCUACCAGUUUGACGAGAAGUUAGGUGGACAACCCCACAGGUACAGCGAUAUGAGCUGCUUUGAUGAGCUCACCGACUAUGGCUGCGUCUGGGACCAGCGACUGGCUGUGGCCAUCCUAACAGCCAUCAACCUGCUGAUUUACGUGGCUGACCUGGUGUACUGGGCUUGCCAGGUUUCUGUAGGGACUGAGGACCAGCCCAGUA
This is a messenger RNA of Capra hircus (goat), 849 nucleotides long. RefSeq names its product myeloid-associated differentiation marker. The transcript has a single exon. Gene Ontology annotation, cellular component: cell-cell junction; plasma membrane. The record is from RefSeq and is a predicted model, not a curated record. NCBI's taxonomy places the organism in Eukaryota, Metazoa, Chordata, Mammalia, Artiodactyla, Bovidae. The coding region runs from base 97 to 669 and encodes 190 amino acids.